UUCCGAUCGUCUGCACUCAGUAAACUGGGUCGGGUUUAAUGGGCCGGCCGAUUUUGCCCUCCUCCUGUCUCCUCCUCCUCCCCCCCCCCACCGGUGGGAGGCUCGCGUUGCGAGUGGGGCGUGGCCAAGUUGCAAGUUUGACGCUGGAAGUCCACAUGGUACAGAUCUUAAGAAGAGGAGAUGCAAUGAGGCUCGGGAUUUGAACUAAUGCCAUCGCACUGACUCAUCCAGGGAGAGUAAAGGAGCUCAGAGAACAAGGAUACUAAGCUAGAGAGGCGCUUGCUCAAGGGAAAGAGAAGGGAGGGGGGUAUGUGUUAAAGCAAGGGGACAGAAGAGUUCGCCUUCAUGGCCGAGAAGAGCAAAAUCAAGAGCUAGAUCGAUAAUCCAGUUGAAUCUUUUCAACAAUAAAGUAAAUAAAGAGCCUCAAAAGCCCGGGCUGACUCAUCCAGUCCAGUUCGAGCAGGAAGACGGCACUUUUCUGAAGGGCUUAAUUAUACAGGAGGCAACGAUCCUCCUUAAAACUACAGAGAGAUCAAGACUUUGAUACCAGUAGGCAGGCGAAGUGGAAGGAAGGGGAAACAAGACACGUCCAAUUUUCUUUAGAAAUAAAGACGCGUUUGGAAAAAGAACUCUCUUCUUUUUUUAAAAAAAAACAACAGCCUUUUUAUAGUUAUGCUGACGUUCUUAAGAGACUCGAUAAUUUGGCUCUACAAGCAGUGAAUUUUGCAUUCUUAUGCGUGGGAGGUUUGGGGUGAAUCUUUUUUUAAAUCCCACGGUCCUGCUUCGAGAGAGAGAAAAAAAAUCAGGACUCGCUUUAAAAUAGAAUCAAAAUCCAAACUGCCAGCUGCAUCCGUCUCCACCUGAGCGCGCUUGAAAUCUGAAGCAUCAAUUAUACGAUUGGAAACCAAGACAGGAAGGGUCCCGAGCAAGAGGGAUCAACAGCUAGAAAGAUUGUGGGUUUUUUUCCUUCAUUAUUACUCCUCUCCUGCUUGCACCUUGGACAAUGUACCAGGACUUUCCGACAAAUUUUGAUACCUCCUCUCGGGGCAGCAGCACUUCUCCAGGGCAUCCGGAAACUUACUCGAGCAUCACAACUCAACAGAAAUUCCGGGUCGAUAUGCCAGGAUCGAGCAACACAUUUAUUCCUACUCUCAACGCAAUAACCACCAGCCAAGACCUACAGUGGAUGGUUCAGCCCACCGUGAUAACCUCCAUGCCAAGUGCCUACUCUCGCUCGCAUCCCUACAGCCACGCAUUGCCCAACCUGUCUUCAGUUACUGGACACACAGCCCUACAAAGGCCUGGUGUUAUUAAAACCAUUGGGACCACUGUGGGCAGGAGGAGAAGAGAUGAGCAGUUAUCACCUGAAGAAGAAGAGAAGAGAAGAAUUAGAAGAGAAAGGAACAAACUAGCAGCAGCAAAAUGCCGUAACAGGCGCCGAGAGCUGACUGAGAAACUCCAGGCAGAAACAGAGGAGCUGGAGGAGGAGAAAUCAGUGCUGCAAAAGGAGAUUGCUGAUCUAGAGAAAGAGAAAGAGAGGCUGAAAUUCAUGUUAAUGGCUCAUAGCCCCAUGUGCAAGAUCAGCCCCGAGGGGCAUCGAACCCCUCCACCUCAUAGCCUCCAGGCCCUGAGGACUGGAAUGAGUGGUCCUGUGGUGGUGAAGCAAGAGCCUGUGGAGGAAGAGAUCCCCUCUUCCUCUUCAGAUCCUGAAAAAGGGCAGAGAUCUGUCAUUAAGCCCAUCAGCAUUGUUGGGGGGUUUUAUGGAGAAGAGCCACUCAACACACCUAUUGUGGUGACUUCGACUCCUGCUGUUACCCCUGGAACAUCCAACUUGGUCUUCACCUAUCCCAGCGUGCUAGACCAGGAUUCACCACUCUCUCCAUCAGAAUCCUGUUCCAAAGCUCACCGGAGGAGCAGCAGCAGUGGGGAUCAGUCAUCUGAUUCCUUGAACUCUCCAACUCUACUGGCGCUGUAACCCUUUAGCCACCACUCCACCCAGUUACUGUUGGGGGGAAAAGCCCCACCUCAAGAUCAGAGACAGCACAAUGGCAUUCGAGCACAAGGCCAACAAGAGCCAGGAAAGGAAAUGUUGUUGCUCCAGAUAUUUCCUUAGACAGGAAGACUAGAACAAAUGAAAGCUAUAUCAGUCUGGAGUUGGUAAGCAGCAGUCACAAUCCCAAGACCCAACGGUGAGGGGUUUUCCCUCAUUCACCAGUUACUGCAGUGGAUGUGACCAUCCAUAAAUUGCUAGCCGUUUUCCUGUUAGGCUGAUGAAUGGACUGUCUGACCUGGCUCCUUCUCCUGGACUAAGUAGUACAUUCCAGUUAGUUGAUCUCAUUUGGGCCUUAACAUUUUCUUGAUUUUUGUUGGAUACCAUGACAUUUCGAAAACUGUAAAGGCUUGCUGAACCACUGCUGAUAUUGAGACCUGCCUCCUGGGAAUGUUUGCCAUAUUGGGUGGCUUUUGGCACAUGGUGGAAGUUUUGGGGGGAAAAGGGAAAUUUAUUACAGGUCCAAAUGGUUCUUCAAAAGUUACACAUCCAGUGUCUUCAUUAGGGAAUGGGGAAAGUGAUGGGGAAACUGAUUAACAAAAAGAGAAGAGUUUCCGUGAAGACAAUAGAGAACAGUGCACUGUUUGUGUCUACAAAGGCUGUAUCUGCAACAUACCUUCGUCAGUGGGCCAGGAGUGGUGCCAAGAGGGCUGGGGAAAUGCCAGAGUGGGUUUCCACUAAGCCUUUGUUUCUGGCAUGAUGUCUUCUGUAAUUAGUGUUUGUCAAAUCUGUUGCAGGACCCUGUGUUUUCUUUCCUUUUGGCUGCCAGCCAACCACUUUGGGUGUGAUGCAGCUUCCUCUGAAGUAUGCCCGAAUCACAUGCUGGUGCUGUUUUUCAAACAAAGCUACCAGCUUCCAGGUUGCGGACGGUUGCCUUUGCCCAGUGCUGCCAUUCUUCUUGCGGCUGAUCAGGAAAGGGGAUUAAUUUGAGGGAGAAUGUGCAAGAAGCUCCCUUGAAGAAAUUUCCCCCUUUGGCUAAAUUUUGAUCAGAGGGACCUGGCCAGGAUUAUGCACAUUGCCAUCUGAUGGUGUCAGGCCAAAUCAGUCCUUUUUCUGGUCCUAGAGAUCACUAAAGAAAAAUGGAUUCUGCACUUUGCUUCCCGCUGCACUUGGUUUCCAACUCUUAACUAAAUAUGGCUGAUAAAAACAAAAUCUGUGCUCACUACUGAAAAAGGCAGCAUGUUUCACUUAUGUACAUCCCCUAUAGUGCCAAGCGUUGAUGCAACUGUACUUAAAGAAUUUGCAGAUUUUAGCAGGGAUACCCACAGAUAAAUUGGAGAGAGGUUAGUUAUAUCUUCAUCUGGAAGUAGACAGUUUUAUUCUAAAACUUGUUCUUUACAAAAUACACAAUAUAGCUCAAGUUAACGGUGAGCAUAUUAAUGACUAGGUCUUUUAUGUGAUCUGUGGUGAGCAAGGCAAGGAAGCUGAUAGAUUUUUUUACCCCAUUGUGCUCUUCAGAGAUCAGCUUCUUGUGUUUGGGCGGGAUCUUCUUCAAGCCAUUUUAACUCCUGCGGUGAGCAUCUUUGCCUCUUCAAGCUUUGCCUUAACAGCUAGGAAACUGCCGUCUUGAUUCAAAGUUGAUUUUCGUUGAUAUCAGUGAUCACAUUCCUGUUUAUUUUUAAUGCGUCUGGAUCACAGCCAUAGUUAGGAAUAUAAUGCUAGGCUAUUUGAUCAGAGUUUCUAGUUUAAUGAAGUUCAGUGACCUAACUGAAUUCUAGGGAAUUUGAGUACUGUAAAGGUAUUGUUUGAUUCAAGUGGAGCUCAGUUCUUGGUAAUUUCAUGGACAUGCAUAUGUCAUUUUUUGGACAACGUUGGUGGCUUGCCUUCUUCAAGGAUAUUUUUGGACUCCAGCCUAAUUUGCAAUCUGGGAUUCCCUAGAGGUCUCCCAAAUAUUGACUAGAUCCAAAACAAGUUCCACUUAGUUUCUAAACCCAGAAAUGACUGAUGGAGUUUCAUUAUCUAUUUUUGCCUAUGCUGGCCAUAGGACGAAAAAAAAAUCUGGCUACUGGUAGUACAUCUGACCUCUAAACAUGCCCUAGACAUUACUUAACACUAUCAAGUUUCUGUUUAUAGCAAUAAAAGCCAAACAUUUGCUUUAUAGGAAAAAAAGGGUGUACAAACUGAUUUUUCUAACUGUUAUCUCCUAUGUUUAUUGAAAUAAUUUAAAUCAGCCGUCCCAAUUUAUGCUCUACGUGCAACAGGAUAGUCUGAGCCAAAAGUCAUGUGGUGAACAAGAGUUUUUCUGUAAACAUGUUGAGCUGUAUCAUAUUGAGGAAGGCUGGUAUAAAACAAGAAUAAAAAGUUGUCUGGAACUGCUUUCAUAUGCACACGAUAAGAAUGUUGUAUUGCUCAAGAUUCAGACUUCAGCAUCUCAUGUUUGGUAUUUUAAGGAGGAUUCUGAUCUUAAUGGGAAGGGAAAGCCAGCAUCUUCUUGUCACUAGAAUCAAUAGGAACUGCCCAAUAUACUUACGUCAGAAGUAAGGGACCAAUGCUUCUCUGCCUUAGUGUUUCAGAAAUAAAAUUCCCAUAGUUCAUUUAGCACAAAUUCCAUCUCCUUAGGAAUUGCUGGAAAACUAAACAGUAAAUAAAAUUAAAUAAUUUGACCUGCAAUCUUGGAAGUUAAAUGAUUAUUGGCAGAAGGGGACAAUAUUCUGUGAAAAUUCUCAUUCUAUUAAUGUUGUUCCAGUAGCAGGGUUAGGUAUUCAGUUCCAUGUUGAAUCUAUGACCUUGCCAUCAUUCUGCAGAUAAACCUGCAGCUAAUACGUGUUUUUUUCAAGAAGUGUUGCUCCAGAAAACUGGAAGAAUUGAAAAAAGUAUCCGAGUAGUGAUCCUUGACCCUAACCCUAAUCCAUGAAGCAGGACAUGAUGGUGCUGAGAUCAAUCAGAUAGAAAGUAGAAAAAUGUUUCAAACUUUGCUGAAGGAACAGCAAUCUUAAAGGAUGCUUCUAGAUAGCUAGACUUCUAUAAUUGGUUCUGGUUGUAGUGUCCGAUCUCUCCAGAUAAUUUUAGCUUGCUUCUCAUUUCAUUUUUAUAUCAGUGGCUUUGUGUGUGUCAGUUGGAUGAUGGUUCCUGAAACCUAGCAAAAGUAGAUUUAUAUUUGGUUCAUCCAGUCUUGUUAUUUCAAGCAGGUUGAAGUAAAUGAGUCCAUUAUGCUCUUCCAGUAAGUGGUAUCUUUGUGGCUAAUAGGUUUUGGUCAACCUUGGUUAAUUAAUGUGUUCAGAUUGAGCACUGCCAUAUUUUGGGUAGUUAAAUCCAGCUUUUUUUCCAGUUUUGGCUUUUCUUUGGCAUCUUUUUAAAUAUGCACAUUUAUACCCUUGAAAUGGCAUAUUUGCAUUUUCCCUUCUGCCUCACAGGUGUAAAUGCUGUAAAAUGUUCGCAUGGCACAAACUCUUCUGUUUUGGCUUUUUCUUCCACAAGCUUCUGACAGAGACCUAUGUUUUAUAAUUCUCCCAACUUGCUGAAGAUGACGUAGUAGUAGGAAUUAUUUAGCCUCUUGAGAGCAAUAUAGGAUGGCAUCUUGCACACGGCUGGUGGUGAUAAAGUAACAUCUCAGAUCUAGUAGUAUAGUAUGGUAUAGUUCUGUGAGUAACACGCUUGUGUGUGAAGUCCUAAUAACAGCUUUUGUGCAAUAAAGCAAACUUGAGAAGUUUUGUAGAAUAUGUUGUAUCCAAAUUUUUUUACAAUCUAUAGGGUUUAUACCAAACUUGAGAUAUUUAAGUAUCUGAUCUGGCAAUGUUUUGCCCAGCUAUUUAAAGACUUAUAUGCAUGCCUUGAUAGAAAGCAAUUCCUGUUCUUGCAGUAUUUUUGGGGGUGGGGGGUGGGGGAGCAUCUUUUCCAGAGGAAAAAAAUCUAUUUGUCUCCCAACACUAAUGCAUUUUCUCGCUUUAAAUUCCUGCUUCCUACCCAUUCUUAGUUCUAAUGUUUAUACUUGACUUUUUAUUUCCAUUAGAACACAAUCCAGCAAACUCUUUGCUUUGCAGCUUCUAUUAAUUUCAACCUGAUUUGACCUGAUGACACAGCUAGGAGUGGUGUAGUCAAUGGGUUUAAUGGAUUUUGCUUAUUAAACCAGCUGAGUACUUGUGAUAUAAUAGGACCUGAGGUGGUCAUAUCAGUAUCAAUGGAUUUUUUUUAAAAAAAUAUCCUUAUUAUAUUGUUUUAUUUAAUUCAUCCACUAAGUUCAUUUGAACUUAGCAGUAUGCUGCUUCUGUAUUCCACCCAGUCAUAAAAACACUCAUUAUUUCUUAUUUAUUGGCAAGCAAACAUUUUUUGUGUCGGCUACAGUGAAUCUGCCCACCAUUAAUUAAACAACUUGUUCCUAUUUUUUAUGCCAAAAUGAAAUUAAUCAGAGAGGGUCAACUAUUUUAAAAGAGAAUGCAAAUGAUAGCAUAUCUAUCUUGGUUUUUUUUUUUUUUUUACAUAGACAUAUAAUGUUUACAUCUUUUUCUUUGCCGCAGAUCUGGAUUUGAAAAAAAAUAUUUUUCUCUACUGAUUUUUAAAAUCUUGAUUUUUUUCUUUUUUAAAUAAAAAAUAGUUAGACAUGGUAAGGGUUAAUAAUUUCUCCCCUUCCCUUUGUAUAAUUUUUCAAUGAAUUGUCUUGGUGCUUCAUUUUGGUUCUCAUUGUUGUUCUGCUCAAAUCUGCACGAAUAUCUAUUCUGUUUAGAAAUGGUUUACUAGUCUCAGUUUCAUGUUCUUUUCAUUCAUGAGAAUUGUUUUCUUUGUGGGGGAAGGGUGUUCAUUAAGCCAUAAGUAUCUAUCUGUGCAAUAAACACUAGGCGAGUGCUUUCAGAAAAGGUUGGGAUAUCAGUUAUAAUGUGCUUUGCAGGCAAAAUUUUCCAGGGCUUUUCUAAGUAGGGCUGCCUCAAUUGCUGAAUGAAACAGACUUAUCACUUUCUGUUUCUCCAAAAAACAGAAUAUGAUCCUAUGAUCACGUUCAACAUUCCAUUUAGAUGGCAUUUUUGCAUAUCAGUAUAAUCCUAGUGCGUGUUUUAUUCCAAUUUAUUAAAAAUCCAUUCUGCAGGCAGAAAGAUCUAAAAUAGGCAAGCAGAAUAUGAUUUAAUUUCCACAGCAAGAGUAAAAACGAUGGCCUCCCAUUACAUCCAUUGAUUUGCGUGAAUUGGUGUUUGUUUUUUUUAAUUGACAACAAAGAAUGUUGAUAUGAUUCCAUAUCCAGGCUGAUGGAAUAGAUUGUCUAACGCUGUUCUUGGCAUACACAAAGGGAAAGAAUAUCAUGGCAAAAAAAAAAAAAACCCAACGGGAAAUCUGCAAGAACACCAAAUUGUAUACGUAUAUGCAUAUUUUCUAAUUAUAGAAAACAAAGCCAGAAGAACUGAAGGAAGUAAGCGUUUUUAUGUCUUUCUCUGCAAAUCUCAUGAGAUUAAUAAAUACCAUAAAGAUUAGGAGAAAUUGGGGAGGGGUGGGAGAAGCACUAAAACUUACUAUCUAUGGAAGGGGUAGGGGAUACAUAAAAUGUACAGAGAAAUGGUUUCUAAAAAUGAACUUUCAAUCUUCUUCAAAUUAUAAGAUAGAACAAGAACAUUCUCUCACAGUAAAAGACUAUUUUUCUGUCCUAAAAAGGAUUCUGCUUCCUUCCCACUCUUGAAUUUUAAUACUGUUCUGAUUCUUUUGUGGCUGUUUUGACGUAGGAAAACCAGAAUUAUGUGUUGAAAAUAGACAUUUGGUCUGUCUCAGUGAGCAGAUAAAUGCUGUGCAUGUGUAUAGAUUCUACUGUGUAGUCCCAAUAAAUAUUGGUAAGAAAAAGUGCAUCUUCAUUAGCACAGUAAAUUGAUGGUAUAAAAUGAAAGAAUGCUUUAGGAUCAAAGGGCCCGAUUCUUUCUUUGUUUAUAUGACUGUGGUCUUAAAUGCAUUCACCUUAGAUGUACAGUAUGUACACCAGUGUUAAAAUUGGUAGAAAAAAAAUGUUUCAGUGAUUUUAUUUUUCCCAUCACAUAUAUAAAUCCAUAGAGAUCUUUAUUUUUUCUUUCCACACAUCCAAAAGUUUUGAAUUUCUUUUUCCCCAACACAGGGUGAAAUAAGUUUGGAUAGGAGUGAUUAAAUUGGGAGCCCUUUUCUGAAUGUCUGUGUAAGAUCUCUCAUUGGCAGAGAAGCUUGCCGGGGAGGUCAUCUUAUUCCUUUUCUUGUAAUGCAGGCCUACAAUAUUUGCACUAAAAUUAACAAAAAUAAUGGUAUGGAGGUGGUUUAAAGAAAGGUUGCUGCUAUGAAAGAAAGAACUUAAAAGAAUGGCCGUGCUUUUACAGAUUUUAAUGUACCAUUUUGUAAAAUGAAAUCAGUCUAGAUGGAAAAGAAUGAAGGUUUUAUAUGUAUGUGUGUGUAUAAAAUUAUAAUUAUUAUUUUUUACUUUCUCUUGCUGUUCAUUUCCACAUCCCACUUGAUUCUCUUCUGUGUUCUUUCAUUGCUACUUUUGUGAUUGUGUUCAUUAACCCCAUCCCCAAGUUUAAACACUUGUAAAUGAUGCUUUCAUGGCACUGCGGACACCUUUUUUUUUGUUUGUACAGUGAGAGCUAACUGGAGUUCUUCUCUCUCUUCAGUUGAAUUCAUUAAAAAAAUUCUUUGUUAUGACCAA
Pantherophis guttatus is the source of this 8630-nucleotide messenger RNA. It is a transcript of the gene FOSL2, whose product is annotated as FOS like 2, AP-1 transcription factor subunit. Gene Ontology annotation, molecular function: DNA-binding transcription factor activity, RNA polymerase II-specific; RNA polymerase II cis-regulatory region sequence-specific DNA binding. Gene Ontology annotation, biological process: regulation of transcription by RNA polymerase II. Gene Ontology annotation, cellular component: nucleus. Lineage: Eukaryota; Metazoa; Chordata; Lepidosauria; Squamata; Colubridae. The record is from RefSeq and is a predicted model, not a curated record.